This is a messenger RNA of Sesamum indicum (sesame), 1888 nucleotides long. RefSeq names its product cytochrome P450 93B2. The record is from RefSeq and is a predicted model, not a curated record. NCBI's taxonomy places the organism in Eukaryota, Viridiplantae, Streptophyta, Magnoliopsida, Lamiales, Pedaliaceae. Gene Ontology annotation, molecular function: monooxygenase activity; iron ion binding; oxidoreductase activity, acting on paired donors, with incorporation or reduction of molecular oxygen.
UAAAUCCCCUUCAAAAUUUCUCUCUAUAUCUAUCCAUCUAUAUAUAGAGAGAGACAGAGAAACUCGUACAGACGGACGUCUCAAAACAAAACAAAUCGCUCACUGCCCACCACCCCUUCUACCAAACACAUUCAUAUCAUCAUUUUAUAUAACACAGCCAAACCCAAGCAUCAAUAUCUCAGCAGCAAAAGGAAAAAAAUGAACUCAUCACUAGAAAUCACACUCUACGCCGCCCUCUUCCUCCUCUCCUCCGUCCUCCUCCUCCUCCUCCUCACCAGAAAACGCCGCGGUCUCUCCUCCCCGCCCGGCCCUCUCGCCCUUCCCAUCAUCGGCCAUCUCCACCUCCUCGGUCCAAGACUCCACCAAACCUUCCACGAUCUCUCCCAACGCUACGGCCCCUUAAUCCAGCUCCGUCUUGGCUCCAUCCCCUGUGUCGUCGUCUCCAGCCCCGAACUAGCAAAAGAGUUCCUCAAAACUCACGAACUCAUCUUCUCCUCACGCAAGCACUCCACUGCCAUUGACAUCGUCACCUACGAUUCUUCCUUCGCUUUCUCGCCCUACGGCCCCUACUGGAAGUUCAUCAAGAAACUAUGCACCUAUGAACUCCUCGGCGCCAGAAAUCUCAACCAUUUUCAGCCCAUAAGGACGCUGGAAAUCAGGAGCUUCCUGGAAGUUCUGAUGCGGAAGGGUGAAUCGGGGAAGGAUAUCAAUGUCACUGAAGAGCUGGUGAAGCUGACAAGCAACGUCAUUUCUCAUAUGAUGCUGAGCAUCAGGUGCUCGGAGAACGAAGGCGAGGCGGAGGCAGCGAGGACGGUGAUCCGGGAGGUGACGCAGAUCUUCGGGGAGUUUGAUGUCUCAGAUAUUAUAUGGUUCUGCAAGAACUUGGAUUUGCAGGGGAUAAGGAAGAGGUCGGAGGAUAUUCAGCGGAGGUACGAUGCUUUGUUGGAGAAGAUUAUCACCGACAGGGAGAAAGCACGGCGAAUUCGCGGCGGCGGCUGUGAGGCAAGUGAUUUUCUUGACAUGUUGCUGGAUGUGAUGGAGAGUGGGAAAACGGAGGUGAAGUUCACCAGGGAACAUCUCAAAGCUUUGAUUUUGGAUUUCUUCACUGCCGGGACGGACACAACAGCGAUUGCCACGGAAUGGACAAUAGCAGAACUCCUCAGCAACCCUAAUGUGCUGAAAAAAGCUCAAGAAGAGAUCGACAAUGUCGUCGGCCCGAACCGGUUGGUGCAGGAAUCUGAUGCCCCUAAUUUGCCCUAUCUCCAGGCAGUCAUCAAAGAGACGUUCCGGCUCCACCCUCCCAUUCCCAUGCUCUCCAGGAAAUCAGUAUCCGAUUGCGUGGUCGACGGGUACAAAAUUCCGGGCAAAAGCCUAUUAUUCGUCAACCUAUGGUCCAUGGGUAGGAACCCCAAAUACUGGGAAAGCCCGAUGGUGUUCAGGCCGGAGAGGUUCCUAGAGAAGGAAAAUUGUUCCAUCGAUAUUAAAGGGCAGAAUUUUGAGUUGCUGCCUUUUGGCACGGGCAGGAGGGGCUGCCCCGGAAUGUUGCUAGCCAUACAAGAGGUGAUCAGUAUAAUUGGGACUAUGGUCCAAUGCUUUGAUUGGAAACUCCCUGAUGGGUCCGGGCCUGUUGACAUGACCGAGCGGCCUGGUUUGACAGCCCCACGAGCCUAUGAUUUGGUUUGCUGUGUGGUGCCAAGGAUUGAUCCCGUUGUCGUUUCAGGCUCAUGAUGGUGAGGGUCUUGAUAAGUUGUUUCGGUGCUCGUUUUUUGCAUUGGAGGUUGAUUUCGAAUUGUCUUGUCCUUCAAAGUUAUGUUUGGGGAAAUUUACAAUUUAGUCAUAUUUGUUCCAUUUUUUAUUUCUUAAGUUGAUUUGUUUUUUUAAAUUUUAG